Messenger RNA from Thalassophryne amazonica, 2039 nucleotides. RefSeq names its product myelin expression factor 2 (gene myef2). The transcript has 17 exons. Lineage: Eukaryota; Metazoa; Chordata; Actinopteri; Batrachoidiformes; Batrachoididae. Gene Ontology annotation, molecular function: mRNA binding. Gene Ontology annotation, cellular component: cytoplasm; nucleus; post-mRNA release spliceosomal complex. The record is from RefSeq and is a predicted model, not a curated record. The coding region runs from base 87 to 1811 and encodes 574 amino acids. Gene Ontology annotation, biological process: regulation of mRNA stability involved in response to oxidative stress.
UGGAGGCCGAAGUCGCCAUUGCACAUUUUGAGCUGCGUAACGAUCGGCCAGAAUCUUGCAUUGUUUGUUGCAACCCUGGUUAAAACAUGGCAGAGGUGAUGAGUACUGAUGAAGUAAAACCAGAAGAAUUUAUCAUAUCCGACAAAUCUGACACGGAUGAGACAUCUCAAGAAACGCCCAACGGCGUGAAAACUGACGCUGAAGAAGGCAAGACCACUAAAGAAAAGAAUGAUGGUAAAGAAAAGUCUGCUAGAAGCAAACAAGGAAACCGUUUCCAUCCCUACAAGGAAAAACAUGGUGGAGAAAGGAAGGGUACUCACAGGAGCCGAGUGUUCAUCAGCAAUAUCCCCUAUGAUAUGAAGUGGCAGGCAAUUAAAGAUCUAAUGCGUGAGAAAGUUGGUGAGGUUACAUACGUGGAGCUCUUUAAGGAUGCAGAAGGAAAGUCAAGGGGUUGUGGUGUGGUGGAGUUCAAAGAUGACGAGUUUGUGAAGAAGGCAGUAGAAACUAUGAACAAACAUGAUCUAAAUGGAAGGCCACUCAACAUCAAGGAGGAUCCUGAUGGGGAACAUGCACGCCGUGUCCUGCAGCGUAUAGGAGGAAUGCAGCAAGGAGGUCGUGGGCAGGAUAUGGGUCCUGGUGGUAUGAACGUCCCACCCUCCAUUGCCAACAACCCCAACAUCCCAUCUGAGGUCAUCCAUGCACUGCAGGCAGGACGAUUAGGCACCACAGUGUUUGUGGCCAAUCUGGAUUUCAAGGUGGGCUGGAAGAAGUUAAAGGAGGUGUUUAGUAUGGCUGGUGUGGUGAAACGAGCAGACGUGAAGGAGGAUAAAGAUGGCAAGAGUCGUGGAAUGGGAACCGUUACUUUUGAGCAGCCACUGGAGGCUGUGCAAGCAAUUUCCAUGUUCAAUGGACAGAUGCUUUUUGACAGACAGAUGCAUGUGAAAGUGGAUGAAAAAUCUCUUCCUCCUGAUGAUUUCCGUCAAGCAGAAAAAGCCCCCCAGUUACCAAGGGGUCUAGGUGGUGUUGGCAUGGGACUAGGACCAGGAGGACAACCUAUCAAUGCCAACCGCUUGGGAGGAGGAGGAGGAGGAGGAGGCAUGGGCUCCAUGGGGGCUGGAGCAGGUAUGGAUGUUCCAGGUUUUGGUGGAAUGAACAGACUUGGAGGAGGAAUGGGCGGUAGUGGGGGUUUUGGGGGCAUGGAUAACAUGGGCAGCAUGGGUGGCUUUGGCGGUAGAGACAUGGCAUCAAUUGGGAGGAUGAGUGAUAUGUACAGGUCAGGAAUGGAUCGUGACUUUGGGCACAGUGACAUGCAGAUGAAUCGAGGGUUUGGGGAUUCCUUUGGAGGAAUGGGUGGAGGUUUUGGAGGAAGCAUGUCUAGUGGUAACAUGGGGCACAUGGGAACUGGAUUAGGUGGUGGAAUGAGCGGCACCGCGAUGGACCGAAUGGGCUCCAACUUUGACCGCAUGGGCAUGUCAGGAAUGGACAUGAACCGUGGCUUUGGAGGCUUUGGAGGCGGGGGUCUAGGCCACAUGAGUGGAAGCAUGUCCGACAGAAGCUUUGGGUCUAAAGGAGGAUGUCAGAUCUUUGUGCGAAAUCUGUCCUAUGAUCUUACUUGGCAGAAGCUUAAAGAGAAGUUCAGUCACUGCGGCCAGGUCAUGUACGCAGAGAUCAAGAUGGAGAACGGAAAGUCGAAGGGCUGUGGAACGGUGAGAUUUGAUUCUCCCGAGAGCGCAGAGAAGGCCUGCAGAAUGAUGAACGGAACGAAGAUAAACGGCCGCGAGGUGGAUGUGCGCAUCGAUCGCAACGCUUAGAGCUUUUGUAGAAGUCACACUAACACACUUCCAUAUUCAGUCCUCUUGCCAGUGACCUUUUGUUUUGUUUUAAAAACAGUUAUUUCAUGCCUCGUGUCUGCCAUGUGGUUUUUUUUUUUUUUUUUUUUUUUUUUUUUUUUGUAUACUUCAUAGGUCCUUUACCUUUGUUUUGGAAAAUGGCUUUAAUUUGUGAGGUGGUUUGAGGUAAUAAAAUUUUUAAUUUUUAAA